Molecule: messenger RNA, 1392 nt
Organism: Cladophialophora bantiana CBS 173.52
Lineage: Eukaryota; Fungi; Ascomycota; Eurotiomycetes; Chaetothyriales; Herpotrichiellaceae
Product: TIGR01456 family HAD hydrolase
Exons: 2
Coding region: 1-1392 (463 amino acids)
Biological process (GO): glycerophospholipid biosynthetic process
Cellular component (GO): mitochondrion
Source: RefSeq, a predicted model, not a curated record
AUGGACAACAACAUUUUAUAUCCUACCGCCAGCAAAGCAUCCCAGCGAGGCAUGCGCAGGUUAUCCAGUCAAAAUGCCCAACGGGCAGAUUUAUUUGGUGGACCUGCUGUUGUCGCUCCACCGCAACAUAUGGACGUCCACAGCCAUGCCAACUCGACUGCCCGCGCCAUGGAGAUGGCGAAGCAUCACUUGGCCGAAUCAUCACCAGCAAUCACCCCUCCUGAAUCGGGAGCUACUACUCCUGAUGACGGCAGUAGCAUGAGCACAACUGACAAGUACGCUUUCGCCUUUGACAUAGACGGCGUGCUCAUCAAAGGGGGCAAGGUUAUUCCCGAGGCCAUUGAGGCCAUGAAAGUUCUCAAUGGCCAAAAUGAAUACGGCAUCAAAGUCCCUUACAUUUUCGUCACCAAUGGUGGUGGGAAAACUGAAGAGGAACGAUGUAUCCAGCUCAGCAACCAACUCCAAAUGGAGGUGUCGCCCGGCCAAUUUAUCUGCGGACACACCCCCAUGAGAGAAAUGGCUGAGAAGUAUCACACCGUCCUUGUUGUAGGUGGUGAAGGCGAAAAAUGUCGCAACGUGGCCAAGGGCUAUGGCUUCAAAGACGUCAUCACCCCCGGAGACAUCAUCAAAGACAACGAAGACACCACGCCCUUCAGAAAACUGACAGAUGAAGAGCACCGAAACUCCAACAUUCGAAAUUACGGGGAAAUCGAGAUUGAGGCGGUCUUCGUGUUCGCCGACAGCAGAGACUGGGCCGGAGACUCUCAAAUCAUCCUCGACCUCUGCAUGAGCAAGAAUGGUCGUCUGGGUACCAGAUCAGAAACCUUUGAUGAAGGUCCACCGGUGUUUUUCUCUCAUAACGAUGUGGUCUGGGCGACAUCUCACACCUACUCCCGCAUCGGCAUGGGAGCACUACGGGCGUCUCUCGAAGCCAUGUUCAAAGCCAUUACCGGAAAGGAGUUGAAGACCAUCGCAUUCGGCAAGCCUCAAGUGGGAACAUUCCAAUUCGCCACCAGACUACUUCGGCAAUGGCGGAAAGAUACCCACGGAAUUGAUCGACCUCCGGAGACGGUCUACUUUGUGGGCGACACCCCAGAAUCGGACAUUCGAGGCACCAACGAAUUCGACGAAUCAGGCGAUUCCGAGGCGAGAUGGUACUCCAUCUUGGUCCGAACUGGGGUCUUUAGAGAAGGCACUCGGCCCACGUACAUGCCCAAGAUGACGGUGGACAACGUCCUUGAAGCAGUCAAGCAUGGGAUGAAGAGGGAAUUCGACAAGGCGAUCAAGGAUCUGACGAUAGGCGGCGCAGCGCCCCAGCUGGCCAACGCCAUCGUUGAGGACGACCGGGUCGAAGCCACCACUGUCGAACCAACCACGACGACCGCACAAUAA